CGCUAACUCCCGCUUAGUCCCGUCUGGCAGCUUGUAUUCCAACGUUUUAAAUAGGAUUGAACGACGCACUUCUCUGUCUCUCCGAUGGAGUCCGCAUUACCCGUAACUACGACGACAAUUGCGCUCUUCGCCGUCUCAAAAUCCCUCAGCCGCCAUCGCUUCUGCGGGUCUCCUCUUACUCAGUUGCUUCAUUGGCCACUCCUGACUCGCCGACUCAGAUGCAGUCGUGGUUUAGUUUCCUCGUCUCCGAGGAGCCUGCACGCUGCGGCGGUGAUACCUCCUAUACGAGGCCUUCCAAAGUGCUUCUCGAGCUCCGCUGCUUCCUUUGCGUCUGGCGGUGGGACCGGUGGCGGGUUCGGAGGAGGUAGCGGAGGCGGUGGCGGUGAAAAUGGAUCAGGCGGCGGGGACGCGAAGGGGAAUUUGGUUGCUGGAGGGGCCGAGGCGGUCACGGCACUCUCGCCUGAUGUGAUUAUACUCGAUGUCGGAGGAAUGACAUGUGGGGGAUGUGCAGCUAGUGUGAAAAGAAUUCUAGAAAAUCAACCCCAAGUGUCAUCUGCUAGUGUGAACCUGACAACAGAGACAGCUGUAGUAUGGCCUGUAUUGGAAGCCACGAGCUCACAAAACUGGCAACAACAUUUAGGGGAGGCACUAGCAAAUCAUUUGACUAACUGUGGUUUUAAGUCUAACCUUCGAGAUUCAGGAAGAGACAAUUUCUUCAAAGUCUUUGAAAAGAAAAUGGAAGAAAAGCGUUAUCGCUUAAAAAAAAGUGGUUCUGAGCUUGCUGUUUCCUGGGCUUUAUGUGCUGUCUGCCUCUUUGGUCAUCUAUCUCAUUUCUUGGGGGCCAAAGCUUCAUGGAUCCAUGCAUUUCAUUCCACUGGAUUCCAUCUGUCCUUGUCUUUAUUUACCCUUCUUGGUCCUGGGCGUCAACUCAUCCUUGAUGGUGUGAAAAGCCUUUUUAAAGGUGCUCCGAACAUGAACACGUUAGUUGGUCUUGGGGCUCUGUCAUCAUUUUCAGUCAGUUCAUUAGCUGUCCUAAUACCAAAACUGGGUUGGAAGGCUUUCUUUGAAGAACCUAUUAUGUUAAUAGCAUUUGUAUUGUUAGGAAGGAAUCUUGAACAGAGAGCUAAAAUUAAAGCAACCAGUGAUAUGACUGGACUUCUCAGGAUUUUACCAUCAAAAGCCAGGCUUCUCGUCAAUGGUGCAAAAGAGUUGGGCCCAACGGUUGAAGUUCCUUGUAACAGUCUCUCUGUCGGAGACCACGUUGUCAUACUUCCUGGAGACCGAGUUCCAGCAGAUGGAAUAGUCAGGGCUGGUAGAAGUACCAUCGACGAGUCUAGUUUCACAGGGGAACCACUGCCAGUGAUCAAAUUACCUGGGAGUCAAGUUGCAGCUGGAAGUAUAAAUCUUAAUGGAACCAUUACAGUUGAAGUGCGGAGACCAGGUGGCGAGACUGCUAUGGGAGACAUUGUUCGUUUGGUGGAAGAAGCACAAAGUAGGGAAGCUCCUGUACAGCGGUUAGCAGACAAGGUUUCUGGGCACUUCACUUAUGGAGUAAUGGCGCUCUCUGCUGCCACAUUUAUGUUCUGGAGUCUGUUUGGUGCACAUGUUCUACCUGCUGCUUUUAAUCAAAGAAAUUUGGUUUCAUUGGCACUGCAGCUCUCUUGCAGUGUUCUGGUAGUUGCUUGCCCGUGUGCACUAGGCUUAGCCACACCAACUGCUGUGCUGGUUGGAACUUCCUUAGGGGCAACCAGAGGAAUGCUUUGGCGUGGUGGAAAUAUCUUAGAGAAGUUUUCAAUGGUGAACACUAUUGUGUUUGACAAAACAGGGACACUUACCAUUGGCAGACCUGUUGUGACAAAGGUCGUGACUCCUGGAGAUGGGGGAAGUACAGAUUCAAAAGAUAAUUCCCAUCCUACCUGGUCUGAAGUUGAGGUCCUGAAAUUGGCUGCUGGAGUAGAAGCAAAUACAGUUCAUCCAGUUGGGAAAGCAAUAGUGGAAGCUGCUCGUGCUGUUAAUUGUCCGAGUGAAAAGGUGGUGGAUGGAACAUUCAUGGAAGAACCUGGGUCUGGUACAGUGGCAAUCAUUGGGAACAAAAAGGUCUCUGUAGGCACAUUGGACUGGAUUCAAAGGCAUGGAGUUAAUGAGAAUCCAUUUCAAGAAGUAGAGGAUCUUAAGAAUCAGUCCACUGUUUAUGUUGGAGUAGAUGACACUCUUGCUGGUCUCAUUUAUUUUGAGGAUCAAAUCAGGGAAGAUGCGGGGUAUGUAGUGGGAUCUUUGUCUAGGCUGGGAAUUGACAUGUAUAUGCUCUCUGGAGACAAGAGAAGUACUGCUGAGUAUGUUGCGUCUGUUAUUGGUAUUCCCAAAGAAAAGGUUCUAUCUGAAGUUAAACCUGCUGAAAAGAAGAGAUUCAUAGGCCAACUUCAGAGAGAUCAGAAAAUUGUGGCCAUGGUUGGUGAUGGAAUCAAUGAUGCUGCUGCUUUGGCUUCUUCAGAUAUUGGAAUUGCCAUGGGUGGGGGUGUUGGAGCUGCUAGUGAGGUGUCUUCUAUUGUGCUGUUGGGCAACAGGCUCUCACAGUUGCUCGAUGCUUUGGAGCUCAGCAGGCUAACCAUGAAGACUGUCAAGCAAAAUCUCUGGUGGGCUUUUGCGUACAAUAUUGUUGGGAUUCCAAUUGCUGCUGGAAUGUUGCUGCCAGUAACUGGGACCAUGUUGACUCCAUCAAUUGCUGGAGCCCUCAUGGGUUUGAGUUCGAUUGGGGUAAUGGCCAAUUCAUUGCUUUUGAGAUUCAAAUUCUCCACAAAACAAAAACAGAUACAUGGUUCAUAUGAAAAUCCCAAAAUCCGUUUCGAUUCUAAUCCUCGCAUGGAUCAAAAAGAGAAAAUUGAGCACCAUUAUUCCGAUGCUAGAUGGACAGAGAAAUGAUAACAGAAACAUAUGACAAAUGGAGAGCAAGCAUACCAGGAUAGAGACAUCGAGCCCAACCUUAUAGAAGGAUGAAAAGAAAUGAGCAUCCUUUCAAAUGUUGGAGGCAAGAAACGAUUAACAUCAUUGCUUCUGUGAAUACAUAUAUCAGUAUGGGACAGGAUUAAAAUUGUAGCAAAGAUUGUUUCUGGAACAACAUAUGUCUGGCUCACAGCUACAUUAGUUCCAACAUAAUUCUCUUGGCCGAUUGAUACAGAUAAUGUGUUUUUGAGGGUUUACGCUGUAAGAAAACCAGGCUGGCCAUACAUGCCUCUAUGGUGGUGGUUGAAUUUUGGUUUAUCAUUGGAAUUGUUGACUAUCUGCCUGUUUGGCUUUUGUAGCCAACAGCAGAGAUGACCCGAGAGAACAUAUUAGGGCUGUUAUCAAUUCGACUCUAGGGUAACUUUUUUAUAAAAAUAGAAAAUAAAGCAAGUGUCAAUAUUUUAAGAUGCA
Molecule: messenger RNA, 3411 nt
Organism: Carya illinoinensis
Lineage: Eukaryota; Viridiplantae; Streptophyta; Magnoliopsida; Fagales; Juglandaceae
Product: copper-transporting ATPase PAA1, chloroplastic
Exons: 17
Coding region: 85-2919 (944 amino acids)
Biological process (GO): monoatomic cation transport; copper ion homeostasis
Cellular component (GO): membrane
Molecular function (GO): P-type divalent copper transporter activity; ATP binding; ATP hydrolysis activity
Source: RefSeq, a predicted model, not a curated record